ACUGACAUGACACUGUGAAAAUAAAUCACUUCCCUGGGAACAAGGAGGAUUCCUGCGUAUUGUUUCUCUGGAUUUUUGUCUGCAGCUUCCUUUUGAGUAUUACAGUGGAUUUUUCAUAAUAGUUAACGAAGGAUGGAAUUCCAAAGCAGAGCUCGCUCCUAUCUGAUUCCAGAGACUGAAGACGCUCCACACAAGGUCCCUCAGGAUGCCUACAAUAUCAGAGGAAAUGAAGGCGAAAAACCAGUGUCAAAAUUACAGCGUAGGCACAGUGAAAUAAAAGUAUACAAAGAGUUUUGUGACUUUUACGCAAGAUCCAAUAUGGCAAAUGCUCUUGCAAAUGCCAUCUGUGAGCGCUGCAGAGGAGGCUUCGCACCUGCUGAGAAAAUCGUUAACAGCAAUGGUGAACUGUACCAUGAGCAGUGUUUUGUGUGUGCCCAGUGCUUUCAGCAGUUCCCUGAAGGGCUCUUCUAUGAGUUUGAAGGAAGGAAAUACUGUGAACAUGAUUUUCAGAUGCUUUUUGCCCCUUGCUGCCAUCAGUGUGGUGAGUUCAUUAUUGGUCGUGUUAUUAAAGCCAUGAACAAUAGCUGGCAUCCAGAAUGCUUCUGCUGUGAUAUUUGCCAACAAGUGCUGGCUGAUAUUGGAUUUGUCAAGAAUGCUGGCAGACAUCUUUGCCGCCCUUGUCACAACCGGGAAAAAGCAAGGGGCUUGGGGAAAUACAUUUGCCAGAAGUGCCAUGCUAUUAUUGAUGAACAGCCUCUCAUCUUCAAGAAUGAUCCUUACCAUCCAGAUCACUUCAACUGUGCCAACUGCGGGAAGGAACUUAGUGCUGAUGCCCGUGAGUUGAAGGGAGAAUUAUAUUGCUUGCCUUGCCAUGAUAAAAUGGGUGUUCCUAUCUGUGGAGCAUGUAGAAGACCAAUUGAAGGACGUGUGGUGAAUGCUAUGGGCAAACAGUGGCAUGUGGAGCAUUUUGUUUGUGCAAAGUGUGAAAAGCCAUUCCUUGGUCAUCGUCACUAUGAGAGGAAGGGCUUGGCGUAUUGUGAAACCCACUACAAUCAGCUGUUUGGCGACGUUUGUUUCCACUGUAAUCGUGUGAUUGAAGGAGAUGUUGUCUCUGCGCUGAAUAAGGCAUGGUGUGUCAACUGUUUCUCUUGUUCCACUUGCAACACUAAAUUAACACUCAAGAACAAGUUUGUUGAGUUUGAUAUGAAGCCUGUCUGCAAGAAGUGCUAUGAGAAGUUUCCCUUGGAACUGAAGAAGAGACUGAAGAAACUAGCUGAAACUUUAGGGAGGAAGUAAAGAUACCAAAAAUCUCAUUUUCUGUGCAAAAAUGAGAAGCUGUUAACAAUAUUAUUUGAUUUUAUUUCAUUUGAGGCUGCAAUCAGUCAAACACAAGCAAAGAGAAUGAAUUUCCCUGCUGCACGAUUAGCUUCAUACUAAAGUUCUUGCCUCUUAUCUCCCUCAGAACAUAUGUCUAGAACACUCUGAUACUUUAUGUAAACUUCAUAACUAGCAAAAACUAAAUAUAUCUUAAAUUCUCUAUUUGCCAUUUGCAGUUAUAUCUGUCUGUUGCUAUAUAGCUUAUAUUCACAUACUAAAUGAGUUAUCAGUUCAUGAGAGAGACUGGUGGCUCUGUAGUUGGACUCCUAGAUAGAAUCUGGUGCCCACCCACUGAUGUUAGGUGGGGAUACUGUAUAGACAUAAGAUCUGCUAGUACUUCACUGCAAAGACUUUAAAAAUGCACAUAACUUUAUGUACAUGAAUAGUUCCUUUAAAGUUCUCAGUACUAUUUGUGUGCAUAAAAUUAAUCAUGUAUGUAAGUCUUUGAAUGACUCAGGCCUAAAUCUGUAAUUUAUCACUUUCUUGGGAACUGUUCAUUCUUUAGAUUCUGAUCAAAGUACACUUAGAAAAGCCUUACUUUUUAACUGUCUCUGAAACAACUGUCAAUCUAACUGCAACUAAUGCAGAAGGUAUAUUGCCUUAACUAGAUUAAACUUAUUAAUCUUUGUACAUCAGACUUCAAAAGUGGAAACAGCAACAUAAGAAAUAUAUUCCUGUUGCAAAAAAUGAGCAUAUUCAGAACUACUUGAAUUUUGCUACGUUCAGUUUAAAACAAUGCAGUAACUUCUGUGAGUGUUUUGUAUUUUAUUUCCUUUUUGUGCCUUAUUCUGCUGGACCUUAAUAAUGUUUAAAAAAUGAUCCAUUAAAUAUAUAUGCAAUUUUAUUUCAUAUUUUUUAUGCAGAAAAUGUAUGCCAGGUAUUUCAAAAGAUAACAUGCUUUAACUGUA
Alligator mississippiensis (American alligator) is the source of this 2285-nucleotide messenger RNA. It is a transcript of the gene LIMS1, whose product is annotated as LIM zinc finger domain containing 1. The record is from RefSeq and is a predicted model, not a curated record. NCBI's taxonomy places the organism in Eukaryota, Metazoa, Chordata, Crocodylia, Alligatoridae. Gene Ontology annotation, cellular component: cytoplasm; focal adhesion; cell-cell junction. Gene Ontology annotation, biological process: positive regulation of substrate adhesion-dependent cell spreading; cell-cell junction organization; cell-cell adhesion. The transcript has 10 exons. The coding region runs from base 133 to 1296 and encodes 387 amino acids.